Pristis pectinata (smalltooth sawfish) is the source of this 3256-nucleotide messenger RNA. It is a transcript of the gene plod2, whose product is annotated as procollagen-lysine, 2-oxoglutarate 5-dioxygenase 2. Gene Ontology annotation, cellular component: endoplasmic reticulum. Gene Ontology annotation, molecular function: L-ascorbic acid binding; iron ion binding; procollagen-lysine 5-dioxygenase activity. The record is from RefSeq and is a predicted model, not a curated record. Lineage: Eukaryota; Metazoa; Chordata; Chondrichthyes; Rhinopristiformes; Pristidae. Gene Ontology annotation, biological process: peptidyl-lysine hydroxylation.
UGCUGGAGGUGAUCAUGCAUCGCCUGGGGCGCCGCAUUCCCCCUUUUUUCGGGCUUUUAAUAACUCUGUUUCAGGCAAACUCUUCGGCUUCAGAACAGUCGCGUAUCCCUAACGAGAAUCUCCUCGUGCUUACUGUAGCAACCAAAGAAACGGAUGGCUUCAAACGCUUUAUGCAGACCGCUGAGCAUCUCAACUACACAGUUAAGGUACUUGGUGCAGAGGAAGAGUGGCGUGGAGGAAAUAUACCACACUCGAUUGGUGGGGGACAGAAAGUACGAUUAUUGAAGGAGGAGAUGCAAAACCAUGCAGAUCGUGAUGACCUCGUUAUAUUAUUCACUGACAGUUAUGAUGUUCUGUUUGCCGGUGGUCCUGAAGAGUUACUGACCAAGUUCCAGCAGUUCAACAACAAGGUGGUCUUUGCCGCUGAAGGACUUAUCUGGCCAGAUAACAGGCUCGCAGACAAGUAUCCCAAUGUCCGCAGGGGGAAGAGAUUCCUCAGUUCAGGAGGGAUUAUUGGAUAUGCUUCUUCCAUUAAUAAGAUUGUAGAGAAAUGGCAAUUACAAGAUAAUGAUGAUGAUCAACUGUUCUAUACCAAAGUUUAUGUGGAUCCUGUAAAGCGACUUUCCCUCAAUAUAACCUUGGAUCAUAAAAGCAACAUUUUCCAAAACCUAAAUGGAGCUGUAGAUGAAGUAGAGUUGCAGUUUGAACCAACCAGGGUCAGAACCAAGAACAUAAUAUUUGACACAUUGCCUGUACUAAUCCAUGGCAAUAGACAAACCAAACACUUGCUGAACUAUAUGGGUAACUAUGUUCCUGACGCUUGGACUUCUGAAACUGGCUGCACAGUUUGUGACGUCGAUUUGUUGGAUUUGUCAUCCUUGGAUGAAUAUCCCAGCGUGACUGUCGGCAUAUUCAUUGAACGGCCAACACCCUUUCUUCCAGAGUUUUUAGAAAGACUAUUGACCAUCAAUUAUCCAAGAGAGAAGCUUAAGUUCUUCAUACACAAUAAAGAAGUUUACCAUGAAAAACAUUUGUUCAAGUUUUGGGAUAAACACAAAGGUAAACUUAAAGUGAAAUUUGUCGGGCCUGAGGAAGUCCUGAGUGAAGGAGAUGCAAGAAAUAUGGGCAUGGACUACUGUCGGAGGGACCCAGGAUGUGAUUAUUACUUCAACCUUGAUUCAGAUGUUGUACUGACGAACCCAAACACCCUCAAACUUUUAAUUCAGCAAAACAGGAGGAUAAUUGCACCAAUGGUUAGCCAGUACAAAAGGUUAUGGUCCAAUUUCUGGGGUGCGUUGAGUCCCGAUGGUUUCUAUGCACGCUCUGAGGAUUAUGUUGAUAUUGUCGAAGGAAGCAGAGUAGGAGUGUGGAAUGUCCCAUACAUAGCUCAUGUGUACCUUAUUAAAGGUGAGGUCUUAAGAACAGAUUUAAAGGAAAAGAACUACUUUAAUCAGGAUAGGAUGGAUUCUGAUAUGUCACUCUGCAGAAAUCUCAGGGAACAGAAAAUAGAGAAAGAAAAAGACCCGCCUACUGCGGACAGUUGCCAUAUGUUCAAGCCCCCAAAGGGGGUUUUCAUGUAUGUUAGCAACCAGCAUGAAUUUGGAAGGCUUCUCCCAACAGAAGGUUACAACGCUUCACGCUUGCAUGGUGAUCUGUGGGAGAUCUUUGAUAAUCCAUUGGAUUGGAAGGAGAAAUACAUUCAUCCAAACUAUUCAAAGAUAUUCACAGGAGGGGUGGUUGAAGAGCCAUGUCCAGAUGUCUUCUGGUUCCCCAUAUUUUCAGAGACAACUUGUGAUGAACUCGUGGAGGAAGUAGAGAACUACGGUGAAUGGUCUGGUGGAAAGAAUGAGGAUAAGCGAUUAGUGGGCGGAUAUGAAAAUGUUCCCACUGAUGACAUUCACAUGACUCAGGUUGGACUGGAUCAGGUGUGGCUGCAUUUCAUUCGGGAGUACAUUGCUCCAAUUGCACUGAAGCUAUUUUCUGGUUAUCACACUAAGGGACUUGCCAUGCUGAACUUUGUUGUGAAAUAUACACCAGAGAGACAGGCUUCUCUAAGGCCCCAUCAUGACUCCUCUACUUUCACCAUAAACAUCGCCUUAAAUAAUAAAGGAAUAGAUUACCAGGGUGGAGGCUGCAAAUUCCAUCGAUAUAACUGUGCUGUUGAGUCCCCCAGGAAAGGAUGGAGUUUCAUGCAUCCAGGAAGACUAACGCAUCUCCACGAAGGACUCCCAACUACAAACGGGACAAGAUACAUUGCAGUGUCUUUUGUUGAUCCAUAGAGCUCCAAUGUCCUUGCAUCCUAAUGAACACACAAGGUGACUGUAGGCUCCUCUCCUGAAGUUCCCAACAUCCAGUUCAUUAAAUAUUUUUAAAACAGAUGCUUGAAUUUUUGUGUGAUGACCCAGAAGUGAAUUUUAUUUUAAAACAGAUUUCUACUAAACCUGAACAGUUAUGUGUUGAAGUGUCAGUAAAAGUGGUGCUGGGCAGAAAAGCUUCAUUUCAUUGGUUAUCAAGUGCCUCUUGCUGUUGAACUCAUGAUGGGCAUCCCCCAGAGCCCUGUGAGUCAGUGUUGUUUUAGAGUCUUAUGUUAAGAUGAUACAGAGGCCACAUCUGCAAACUUAGUUUGUUUGGAGUAUUUUCUAGCCUUUACAUCACUAGUUUCUUACCCCUAGAAAAGGGUUUUCAGUUGUUUUUUUUCAGUUGGACCAAUUGUGUGCAAUUUAGCAGCCACAGGUAGGCCCCUUUCCACUGUGACUAGAGAGAUAGGCCAAUUUAAGUCAACCAUCAAUCUGCAUAAAUCAGCAGACAAUGUUCAGCCACAGAGAGACAAAUACCUUGCCCUUAAGCUGUUUCCUGCCAGUCCUUCCUCCAUACAAGACCCACCACUCAAUCUACUCACUUUGUUACUUUUUAUUUUGCAGCCUGCUUUAUUUUUUGAAGGAAAGUUUUGCACAACCAGUUCAGGAACACCAAACUAAAAAGCUGGCUCUUAUACAAGCAGAAUUUUGCUUUUAACAUUUUUCAUCUUUCACUUAUGCACACACAAGACAUUGUCCUAAUUGACAAAAUAAAUCUCUGGCAAGUUCAUUUUCUGUUACCUGGUGUAUUGACAAUAAAUCUGGACUAACGCUAUAAACUACACAACAGUAGCCCUAGUACAGUCUACUGUUUAUGACCUGCCUGGGGACAGGUAGGCCAGAGUUAACUUAUUCUGCCAACUGUUCUUAAGUUUAAAUAAAAAUGUUUUGUAAAAGAA